Molecule: messenger RNA, 1873 nt
Organism: Columba livia (rock pigeon)
Lineage: Eukaryota; Metazoa; Chordata; Aves; Columbiformes; Columbidae
Product: mucin-2-like
Exons: 3
Coding region: 41-1873 (610 amino acids)
Source: RefSeq, a predicted model, not a curated record
UUUGCUGAAUGUGUGUCAGUUUGUGCUUCUGUUAAGAGAAAUGGGGUUCAACAGGAGGUUUGCGUCUCUUUGUUGUCCUGAGAUUUGCGGUGCGUCUUCGGAAGCUUUAGCAAAAAGCACUCCGAGCCGCUCGAGAAAGAGCAAAACAGCGAAAACUGACGCUGCAGCCACUGCCCCCCCAACGGCGGCCUCGCAGGCUGAAGCUACAGCUCCUCCGCAGAGCUCCUCUGCCAAGGUCAUUGCAGAUAACAUUACUUCUCCAGCCUCAAUGGCUAACAAGGCAGCCCCCCCUUCUUCACACACUGGACACUGUUGCUGCUGUAACCACAGUAAUCACUGUGACAGUCAUUCCGACUCUGGAAAUAAAUCAAAUGAUGGUGAACCCAUAUCAGCAUCAGUUGCUGGUUGUAAGAAAGUCACUAGAAAGACUACCUGUGCAGCAGAUGAUGGCACAGGGCCAACAUCAACCCAAGGUGCAUCAUCAGGACAGGGAGGAGAUGAAGUGACCACCACUCGGUCCUUUUCUCCAGGUGAACUGAGAGAUCUGCGAAAAGACUUCAGUCGUCGUGAAGGCGAGAAUAUUUUAACCUGGCUGCUCCGAUGCUGGGACAAUGUGGCAGAAACAAUUGAAUUGGAAGGUGGUGAAGCCAGGCAGCUGGGAUCUCUGUCAAGAGAUUCCACCAUUGAUAGGGCAAUUUCAAGAGAGUCUAACGCCACUACUCUCUGGACCAGACCCCAGUGUCCCUGGAGCUGUAGGAUUUGUGGCUCUUGGAACCCUAACACCAGAACCCUCAUCACGAGUCCCCACCACCUCUACUCCCACAGUGACCACCGCUGCAGCACCACAACCCUCUCUGCCACCACCAUCAUCACUACCACUAUCAGCAACAUCAUCCCCUACGGCCCCCACCACUCCUUACCACAACUACCAUCUCCACCAUCACUUCCACCUAUGCCACUACCAACAACCCCCCCACCUUCCCCAACACCAGUCCCCCAACUACCACUGUUACAACCAAGACCAACCCUUACCCUCACUACCAGCACCACCACCAUGAGCACCACCCUCAUUAGCAUCCCAGCACAAACAUCACCUCCACCACUCCCACAAUCACCAACCCCUACCAACACCUCUGCAACCACCACCCUGCCCAAAACCCCCACUACCUCCAACAGCACCAGCAUCACCACCCUCACCACCACGCACACCACCACCCCCACAACCACCCAAACCAUUCCCACCCCCACCAACUCCACCAUCUCCACCACAACCACCACCGCCGCACCCACCACCCUCAGCAACAGCACCGCCACCACCAGUAUCACCGCCACACUCACCCCCACCUCACCAAUACCACAACUAACCCCACCCACCACAUUAGACACCCCAACAAGCACCCCCACAACACUCAAUACCCCCACAAUGAGCCCAAAUCAUCAACCCCCCACCUACCACCUAUUCUACCUCCACCACCACUGGCCCAACCACCACCAUGACCACUACCAUCCCCUCUACCCCUACCAUGCCCUCCACACUAACAAACCGCCCCCACCACAACCCCCCACCUCUAUGACCACUCCCAUCCCUACCACCCCCACUACCACCAUCAUCCCCAUCACCUCCACCACCCCCACAACCACUAGUACCCCCCCAAGCACUCCCAUAACCACGACUACCACCCCCACUACCAUCAUCAUCCCCAUCACCUCCACCACCCCCACAACCACCAGUACCCCCCACACCACUCCCAUAACCACAGCUACCAUCCCCACCAUCACCCCCCCCACCACCACAAGCAUCCACGCCACCACUCCCACCGCAAGCUCCACCACCCCCACUAAACCCACCAGCACCUCUCCAGGCACCAUCUAA